Molecule: messenger RNA, 792 nt
Organism: Ciona intestinalis (vase tunicate)
Lineage: Eukaryota; Metazoa; Chordata; Ascidiacea; Phlebobranchia; Cionidae
Source: RefSeq, a predicted model, not a curated record
ACGGUGUAUCCGUUCGUUUGCCGGUUCUAUAUAGCUCGUGCGCAUACAGGCUGCUUAUUAUCUAUAUUGUGUAUUGUAUUGCUACCUAAGUUUGUCUUUCUAAUUGUGUAACCGCGAUGGGAAAUCAAGAAAGUACUCAAAGUCUGUCAGAACAUGAAAUUGCUCGAUUAAGUGCGGAAACAAAUUUCACUCCUGCCGAAGUAGCACAGUGGUACAAAGGGUUUAAAAGGGAUUGCCCCAGCGGAAAGUUUACAAUGGCGCGCUUCCAAGCGAUUGCCGAAGGUUUCUUUCCGGCCGGAGAUGCCGAAAAUUUUACAAAGUUUAUUUUUAAUGGGAUGGAUUUAGAAGAGGAUGCGUCUCUUAAUUUUGAAAGUUUUAUUAAAGUAACUAGCCUUCUGGCGCGAGGAACGAAGGAAGAAAAACUCAAAUGGGCUUUUCAUGUACGUGAUAUCGACCAUACGGGGUUCAUAACGAAGGAAAAAAUGCAAUUAGUCGAAGAUUCCGUUUUCUCCAUGAUCGCUAAUCACGUACCACUACCCGAUGAUGAAAACACUGCUGAAAAACGAACUGAAAAAUUAUAUAACUUGAUAGAAAAGGAUCAAGAUGGCAAAGUGACGGUUGAUCAAUUUAAAGUUGGUCUAAAUCAAGAUCGGGACAUCGUUAACGCGCUUUCACUUCAUGACACCGUUCAAUAAUGGCAAUGUAUUUUAACCGUCUAUUUCGAAUUGGCUUACAUGCAUGCUGUGUGAAAAUAUUUGGAUGUAACUGUAUAAACUAGAAAUUGAGAAUUUA